AUGUAUCGCCGAGCACAGCGUCUCGGUGGUCGUGUGUGCGGGCGGCGAUGGAGCAGCGCUAAGCCCUCGUCUUCCAGCUCUAAGCAGACAACAGUGGGCGCGUCAACUCGCUCUUCAAUGCCCGGUACUGUGCGUGUGACCAAGGGUUACGGCGCUGAUAAACAUGAGGCGGAGCUGGACUCGACACUUGCGCGCAUCAUUGGUUCGGACUGGGGUGAUCGAUCGCACCAGCCUGUGUCCCUACCCAUGCGCAUCUACUGGGUCGUAUUCGUUGUAGUGCUGGGCAACGGUCUAUAUACGUAUUUCGCCGGCAAGGACGAGUCGUACCUGGUUGAGAAGCUUAAGAAGAAAGCGGAUGAGAAGCUAGGCGUUGAAGAGGAGGAGAACGAGUUCGAGCAGAUGGCAGAGGGGCAGCAGACGAGCUCUAUUGAGGUGGAGAAGGCUGAGCUGAAGCAGGUGGCGACGACUACUGCACCAGCGACUUCGAUGCUGAAUACGGGCAUUAUGUCGUCUCCUGGUAUGCCAUUCAUUGCACCGGGAAUGUCCCCGCAGGCGAGUGCACGUCGCCCCAAGUCGAAAACAGAAUUGGAACAACAACUUACACAGUUGCGAGAGCAGCAGAAACGACUGGAGAAACAGAUUCGUAGUGGGGGAGGAGUUGCCAAGGAGGAACUGGAGCACCAAGUGCGCAUGAUUGACAUUCAGAAAGAACAGAUCAAGCGCAUGAUCAAACGCUUGUAA
Phytophthora nicotianae INRA-310 is the source of this 741-nucleotide messenger RNA. RefSeq lists its product as hypothetical. The transcript has a single exon. Lineage: Eukaryota; Oomycota; Peronosporomycetes; Peronosporales; Peronosporaceae. The coding region runs from base 1 to 741 and encodes 246 amino acids. The record is from RefSeq and is a predicted model, not a curated record.